Molecule: messenger RNA, 2842 nt
Organism: Pteropus alecto (black flying fox)
Lineage: Eukaryota; Metazoa; Chordata; Mammalia; Chiroptera; Pteropodidae
Product: integrin alpha-X
Exons: 23
Biological process (GO): cell-matrix adhesion; integrin-mediated signaling pathway; cell adhesion mediated by integrin
Cellular component (GO): integrin complex; external side of plasma membrane
Molecular function (GO): integrin binding
Source: RefSeq, a predicted model, not a curated record
UCUAGCUCUUCACCGGUGGCUCAGGAGGUUGGAAGCCCAAGUCUGGCCUUCCAGUCAUGACCGGGACCGGGACAUCUCUUCUCCUAUUGAUGACCUUGGCUUCCUCUGUCUGCUUCAACUUGGACACAGACAAGCCGACAACCUUCCUCAUGGACAGUGCUGGGUUUGGACACAGUGUGGUCCAGUAUGCCAACUCCUGGGUUGUUGUUGGAGCUCCUCAGGAGAUAAAGGCUGCCAACCAAACAGGUGGCCUCUACCAAUGUGACUACAGCACAGCCACUUGUGAGCCCAUCCGCCUACAGGUACCCCCGGAGGCUGUGAACAUGUCCCUGGGCCUGUCCCUGACAGCUUCCACCAAUCCCUCUCAGCUGCUGGCCUGUGGUCCCACUGUGCACCAUGCCUGCAGAGAGAACAUGUAUUUGACUGGUUUCUGCUUCCUGCUGUCCUUCCCCUCCUGGCAGGCCCAGAGGCUCCCUUCUGCCCUGCAGGAGUGCCCAAAGCAGGAGCAGGACAUCGUGUUCCUAAUUGAUGGCUCGGGCAGCAUCUCCUCUAACAAUUUUGCCAAGAUGCUGAACUUCGUGAAGGCUGUAAUGAGCCAGUUCCAGAGACCCAACACCCAGUUCUCCCUGAUGCAGUUCUCCAACCAAUUUCGGGUGCAUUUCACUUUCAAAGACUUCACUUACAACUCAGACCCACUAGGCCUGUUGGAUUCUGUGUACCAGCUGAGAGGGGCCACUCACACAGCCACAGCCAUCAGGAAGGUCAUAAAACAAUUGUUCAGUGCCCCAAGUGGGGCCCGAAAUGAUGCCUCCAAGAUCCUCAUCGUCAUCACUGAUGGGAAUAAACAAGGCGACUACCUGGAUUAUAAGGAUGUCAUCCCCAUGGCUGAGGCAGCGGGCAUCAUCCGCUAUGCAGUCGGGGUGGGAUCGGCUUUUCGAGAGACAAAUUCCUGGAAAGAAUUAAAUGACAUCGCAUCAAGUCCCUCCCAUGAAUAUAUAUUUAAAGUGGAGAACUUUGACGCUUUGAGAGACAUUCAAAACCAACUGAAAGAGAAGAUCUUUGCCAUUGAGGGUACACAGACCAUAAGCAGUAGUUCCUUUGAAUUGGAGAUGUCCCAGGAGGGCUUCAGUGCUGUAUUCGCACCUGAUGGACCAGUUCUAGGGGCUGUGGGAAGCUUCAGCUGGUCUGGAGGUGCCUUCCUGUACCCCCCAAAUAUAAGCCCCAUCUUCAUCAACAUGUCUCAAGAACAUGUGGACAUGAGGGACUCUUAUUUGGGUUACUCCACAGAGCUGGCCCUUUGGAAGGGGGUGCAGAUCCUGGUCCUGGGGGCCCCCCGUCAUCAGCACACUGGGAAAGUUGUCCUCUUCGCCCAGGUGUCCAGGCAAUGGAGGCCGAAGGCUGAAGUCACAGGGACCCAGAUUGGCUCCUACUUUGGGGCCUCCCUCUGCUCUGUGGACGUGGACAGAGAUGGCAGCUCCGACCUGGUCCUCAUCGGGGCCCCUCAUUACCAUGAGCCGACCCGGGGCGGCCAGGUGUCUGUGUGCCCCUUUCCCCGGGGGAGGGCUAGGUGGCAGUGUGAGUUCAUUCUCUGUGGGGAGCAAGGCCACCCCUGGGGCCGCUUUGGGGCAGCCUUGACAGUGCUGGGGGACGUGAAUGGGGACAAGCUGAUGGACGUGGCCAUUGGAGCCCCGGGAGAGCAGGAGAACCAGGGUGCUGUCUACCUAUUUCAUGGAACCUUAGGACUGGGCAUCAGCCUCAUCCACAGCCAGAGGAUUGCAGGAUCCCAGUUCUUCCCCAGGCUCCAGUAUUUUGGGCAGUCACUGAGCGGAGGUCAAGAUCUCACCCUGGAUGGACUGGUGGACCUGGCUGUGGGGGCCCAGGGGCAUGCACUGCUGCUCAGAACCAGACCUGUGCUCAGGGUAUGGGUGAGCAUCCGCAUCACACCUGCAGAGAUCACCAGGUCUGUGUUUGAGUGUCAGGAGCAGAUGCCCUUUGUCCAGCCACUGGUUAAUGCCAAUGUCUGCCUUCAUGUUUAUAAAAGCUCCAAGGACCGACUGGGUGACCUCCAAAGCUCUGUGACCUUUGACCUGACCCUUGACCCUGGCCGCCUGAGUCCCCGGGCCAUCUUUGAGGAGACAAAGACUUGGAAUCUGACUCGUGUCAGAGUCCUUGGGCUGAGACAGCAUUGUGAGGACGUGAGGUUCCUUCUCCCGGCCUGUGUGGAGGACUCAGUGACCCCCAUUACCUUGCGUCUCAAUUUCUCCCUGGUGGGCAAGCCCAAACCUUCCUUUGGAAACCUACAGCCUAUAUUGGCUGUGGAUGCUCCCAGAUACUUCAUGGCCUCUCUUCCCUUUGAGAAGAACUGUGGAGCCGACCACGUCUGCCAGGAUGACCUUGGCAUCUCCUUUGGCUUCUCAGGCUUGAAGACCCUGGUGGUGGGGAGUAACCUGGAGCUGAACAUGGAAGUGACAGUGUGGAAUGAUGGUGAGGACUCCUAUGGAACCACAGUCACCUUCUUCUACCCACCAGGCCUGUCUUAUCGACGUGUGGCAGGGAGCCAGAGCCAGCUGCAGUCACAAUCCCUGCGCCUGACCUGUGACAGUGCCCCAGCUGAGAGCCAGGGCAUCCAGAGUACCCACUGCAGCAUCAAACACCUCAUCUUCCGCGAGGGUGCCCAGAUCACCUUCACGGCUACCUUUGAUGUUUCCCCUAAGGCCAUGCUGGGAGACCGGCUGCUUCUGAUGGGCAAUGUGAGUAGUGAGAAUAACACCCCUAGGACCAGCAAGACCACCUUCCAGCUGGAGCUCCCGGUGAAGUAUGCUGUCUACACUAUAAUCACCAG